UCUCACUGUUUACACUCCGACUGAUGCACGUGAGCAAACAGACAGUAAUACGAUCCUCUAGUACUGACUACUUUUCACAACACCUGAACGGCCCAUAAAAGAAAUAAAAGGCUACACUUAUAACUACGUCCACAUUUGUGAGGUGCGAAUUGUAAGUUGUCAAACACUGCGUUGUGCCAGCGCUGGUCACUGUAUCUGCGCCAUCUCAAUAGAGCGUGCUUUCCAAUCAUUUGAUCAGUCAGGGCUGUGGCCGCCUCCUAACACUCGUGAUUAAUUUAAAACAGUUAGCUGCAAGCAGACACCAGUACUGCCAAGUCACCAUGGCUGCAGUAAGAGAGGAGAAGGGAGGGGUGUUGGUGUCUCUGGGGACCUGCUUCUGAAAAAGACGCACCAGAGCCCUAGCCACACACAGCACAGCUGCGGGGAAAGAGCACUCUUCUCCAUGGCUAAUGUCAUACAUCUCACCUUACUUCUCCUCUACUGUGAUGGGAUGAACACAGAAACAUCCCAUUCCCCACAGUCUGUUCCUGUAAUUACAACACAGAAAGCUGUAUCCAAAGGUCAAAAUCAAGUCAUUAUUGAAGAGCUUGCAAUCCUGACACCCCAAUAUAUAGAGCUUUUAUGUAACCUAAUUGAUAUACCAAAUAACCCUCCGUACAUUACUGGCUAUUGGACUAAAGAUGGACAAGAAAUUGAAAACUCUGAAGAAACUGUAAAUAGAAACAAUGAACAGUAUAUCAUUAAAAGGACUUUCAGUAUACAGGCCAGAGACCUGGGGAACUAUUCCUGCAUGUUCAGAGAAAAUGAGGCACAAGUAACAUUUGUUUUAGUUGUUCCUGUAAUAAAAGACAAAAGAGACAAGCCGGUAGUGAGCUACACCGGAGAUUCAGUUGUACUUGAAUGUAAACUCAAGCACACACCGAACACCUGGAACUGGUACAAGGCAAACAACACUGAAAAGGGACUCAUCAAUGUUACUGCAAACCCUCUGAACUACAAGAUCUUUAUUAAUGGAAAUGAAACAAAACUGACUGUACUGAAUCUGACUGAAGAAGAUUCUGGAAAGUACAUAUGCAGCGCUGAGUUUGAUAUCAAACCCAGUGAGUCUUACGUUGAGCUGAAGGUCUUGUCAUAUACUGAGCCUCUCAAACCCUUCAUUGCCAUAGUGGUUGAAGUCAUUGUCCUGGUCACACUGAUUUUGCUUUGGGAAAAAUGCAACAAGCCGCAACAUGACAACUCUUUUGCAGGAGAGAAUGAUGUCUGCUCUGAACAAACCAGCAAACUCACUCGUGAUGAGAGCAAUGGAGUGCAGAACAACACAGCAAGACAAAGAAAACUGGAGCACUGACCUUUUCAUUUUAACAGAUGGUAAAAAAGAGUGUGAUUAUGUCAUGUGGCUUGAAUCACAUAAAGCAAUAAGCAAUGUUUUUUGCCUAAACUAAUUCUGUCACAGCCAUAUAUAU
Molecule: messenger RNA, 1463 nt
Organism: Sinocyclocheilus anshuiensis
Lineage: Eukaryota; Metazoa; Chordata; Actinopteri; Cypriniformes; Cyprinidae
Gene: emb
Product: embigin
Exons: 8
Coding region: 443-1348 (301 amino acids)
Biological process (GO): homophilic cell-cell adhesion; dendrite self-avoidance; axon guidance
Cellular component (GO): plasma membrane; axon
Molecular function (GO): cell-cell adhesion mediator activity
Source: RefSeq, a predicted model, not a curated record